This is a messenger RNA of Trichoplusia ni (cabbage looper), 1371 nucleotides long. RefSeq names its product solute carrier family 25 member 40-like. The transcript is spliced from 9 exons. Gene Ontology annotation, biological process: mitochondrial transmembrane transport. NCBI's taxonomy places the organism in Eukaryota, Metazoa, Arthropoda, Insecta, Lepidoptera, Noctuidae. Bases 146 to 1228 code for a protein of 360 amino acids. The record is from RefSeq and is a predicted model, not a curated record.
AAAAUCUGACAGAUUGUGAAUUGAAUCGAAAAAAAACAUUACGACGGACGGUGGUAGACCUGUAGUGUAAAUACAGAGUCAAACCAAUUAAGUUUCGUUACGAAACUAAGCCUUAUUUCAUUUGGUGUAGAAGGAAGCUGAUGCCAUGAUUCGAGAAGAUGACCCUCAGUUCCGAAUUACUCCAUUUCAACAAAUGGCAUCGGCAUGUUCCGGUGCUCUUAUAACCUCGUUAUUCAUGACACCACUAGAUGUGGUUAAAAUAAGACUGCAAGCCCAACAGAAAGCAAUGCUUUCGAAUAAGUGUUACCUUUAUUGCAAUGGUCUAAUGGAACAUUUAUGUCCUUGUGGAGACUCGGCAUGGAUACCCAGACGUGUGCACUUCCACGGCACGAUGGAUGCGUUUGUUAAAAUAGCUAAGUUGGAGGGAGUUCCAGCGUUAUGGUCCGGUUUAAGUCCCACACUAGUCUUAGCUCUUCCUUGUACAGUUAUUUAUUUUGUAUCAUAUGAUAAUCUGAGAUAUAACUUGAAGACUUAUUACAAUGCUUUUACUAAAGACGUGAGUCAGCCAAUGUGGAUACCAUUGAUAGCCGGUGCAACAGCUCGAAUGACAGCAGUCUCGAUUGUCAGUCCCCUAGAACUAAUAAGAACGAAAAUGCAGUCGAAAAAGUUGACGUAUUCAGAAAUCAGCGUGGCCUUACGCGACGUGGUCAAAUUUGAAGGAUAUAAGGGACUGUUUCGUGGUCUAGGUUCAACUCUAUUGAGAGAUGUACCAUUCUCAGGUAUAUACUGGACGACAUUUGAGUCAACAAAGAAAGCAUUCGACAAACCCGAUUCAGAAAAGAACUCAUUUUUAUUUAACUUUUUCUGUGGAUCAAUUGCUGGCAGUAUCGCAGCAUUGGUAACAUUGCCUUUUGACGUUGUAAAAACACAUCAGCAGAUAGAAUUAGGCGAAAAGGAAAUUUACAUAGAUGGUAAAGUCCAACAGAGAGCCUCGAACAUGAAGGAAAUAGCACGACAAAUAUACAUGAACCAUGGUUUCAGAGGUUUAUUCACGGGAUUAUUACCUAGGAUAUUCAAAGUGGCACCAGCCUGUGCCAUUAUGAUAGCAACAUUCGAAUAUGGCAAACAAUUCUUCCAAACAUACAACACACAAAAAUAUAAGGAGAAAAUGCAAAGGCCUCAAGAAAUUGUAUUGGUGCAACAGACCAGUAAUAGUGAUUACUCAUAAUGUGUAAAGGGAGAACAACAUAGUUUUACUAGUAAUUGAUUAUGUUUAUGUGAUAGAACUGUAAUACAGAUAAAUAAGUAUUUAUGGCUGUUCAUAAUGUUAGUUACCAAAAACAUAAAAUUACAAAAAAACAUCAUAUCAAA